Messenger RNA from Wasmannia auropunctata (little fire ant), 7563 nucleotides. RefSeq names its product FERM domain-containing protein 5 (gene Frmd5). The record is from RefSeq and is a predicted model, not a curated record. Gene Ontology annotation, molecular function: cytoskeletal protein binding. The transcript is spliced from 12 exons. The coding region runs from base 136 to 2370 and encodes 744 amino acids. Gene Ontology annotation, cellular component: cytoskeleton. Lineage: Eukaryota; Metazoa; Arthropoda; Insecta; Hymenoptera; Formicidae.
ACGACCGGCGUCGACGACGACGACAACGACGGUGGCGCGUGCCGCGAUUAAUAAACGGGCAGUGUGUGGUGCUGUGGGGGAAGGGACGAUGACGGCCGGGGGGAUAAUUUGGGUGGCGACUUGAGGAGGGCAGAAAUGUUGAAAUUCGGCAGCAAGAGCGACGUGACGGUGGUGCAUCGCGCCACUAUUCGACUGUUCGACGACAACGAAAUCAUCUACUGCGACUUUCAGCCACAAGAGAAAGGACGAUAUAUUCUCGAAUAUGUGUGCAAGCAGCUCAACAUUUUGGAGAUGGAUUACUUCGGGCUUCGCUACGUCGAUAAAGAAAGGGAAAGGCAUUGGCUGGACCUAGCGAAAACGGCGAUCAAGCAGGUGAAAGACAUGCACGAGAUUUUGCUGUGCUUUCGCGUGAAAUUCUACCCGCCCGAUCCUCUGCGGCUAAAGGAGGAGAUCACCAGGUAUCAAGUGUACCAGCAGCUCAAAAGGGACCUGCUUUACGGACGUUUGUGUUGCAGCCCCGGCGAGGCAGCGCUUCUAGUCGCUUGCAUCGUGCAAAGUGAACUGGGGGAUUACGAUCCCGAGAUCCACGAGGGAAACUAUAUCUCCGAACACAAAUUGCUGAAGACGCAGACGUCGACGAUCGAGGAGAAGGCGAUGGAGCUGCAUCAGGCUCAGUUGAAGGGAUUCACCCCGGAACAGGCGGAAAACUACUUCCUUAGGAUAGCCUCGCAAUUGGACACGUACGCGGUCGAUCCACAUCCGGUCAAGGACCCCGACAAGGGCACGCAGCUUCAUCUGGGCAUUAACCACUGCGGGAUCCUGACGUUCCAGGACUCACGGAAGAUACAGCAUUUCCGCUGGCCGGAAGUUCAGAAGAUCAAUUUCGAAGGAAAGAUGUUUAUCGUGCAUGUGACGAUAAACGAGGACGUGAGGACGAAGAAAAAGCAUCUGGUCGGGUUCAAAUGUCCCACGGCAACGAACUGUCGUCACGUGUGGAGGUGCGCCAUCGAGCAGAUGCUGUUUUUUACCUUGCCGAGGGCGUCGGACGCGCCGGUGGUGAGUGGCGGCUCCAUCUUCUCGUGGGGAUACAAAUUUAAAUACACCGGAAGAACGGAGAGGGAAGUUCUGGAGGAGGCAGGACCACUCCGGAAGGAGGAGCCGCCGAUACAACGCUGCCAGACGACGUGCUUGAGGAGAAAGGCCAGCAGCGUACCGGCGACCCCGAGCACGCCGAGCCAGGAUCUCGUCGAAAUACGCUAUUCCAGCUUACCACGUAGCUGUCACAGCGCGGGCCUGGAUGGCACCGGGAUGCUGGAGGGCGGCGCGGGGGUUCCCCUCAGCUCGCCCUACUGUCCAGACAAUACCUUGCCCCUUCUGGAGACUGUAUCCGAGGACCAAGAAAUUCACGCCAGGAGAAACAACGCCGUAGACGAAAAUGAUACGCAUGCGAGUGCCACCCACACGUCUACUACUACCAUCACCACCACCACUACCACCAUCACCACCUCCAACACCAUCACCACAAACCGUGCGAAAGCCAAACUGAAAUUUCCCAAGAGCACGCUGAACCGACCGCAACCGUUGUACAGUCAGAAAAUAGUGAUAGGCUCGGAGGAGCUGGCGGGCCACGACGUCGAGCACGUCGUGCGGCAGCGCAUUAACGCCCUGAUUAACGAGCGAUGCGACCCGACGGUGGUGCGGUCGACCGCCCUGAUAAUCAAGAGCUCGAAGGCGCCGGCGAGCGCCAACGGACGCAUCCCUCUCAGAAGCGUGCAUUCCGCGCGCGACGCGGGUAAAACGCGGGUAGAGGUAAGCGAGAUCGACGGCGGGGUAGGCCGCGGACCGACGCCGACGAAGACCGCCAACGGUUGCGCGAAUCUGGCCGCGGGGCCGCCGGGACUGUCGAAUGGAUUCGAUCGCUCGGGACGACGGGAGGCAGCAGUCGGUCAGUACGAGGGCGAGGCGAAUGAUUACUACUUCAGGGACUCCUUCGACCACUCCUCGUCGGAGAGCCAGCUGUUGGACGCGUCCGGCAAGCCGCACAGCCGCUCGGUCACGCCGGUGCCGAAGAUGCAGAAGCUGCAGAAUUCCAAGCUCUGCCUCCAGCAGCAGCAUCAUCAUCACCAUCAUCAGCAUCAUCAUCAGGGCGUCCGACGCGCGGCCAGCGGCAAGCUGCACGUGGGGGUCAGGAUCUUUAUGUCGGUGAUCGUGCUGGUGAUCACGGUGGUGUUCAUCGUGAUCGUGCUGGUGUUCGAGACGGACACGACGCUGUUCAACGACCUGCGCAAGAUGCCGGAGAUGGUGGCCUUGAGGAGUCAAUAUUACAUUCCGAUCAAGGAGUUCCUGCGGACCAAGCUCGGCCUAUUCUGAUGCGACAAGAUGACCGAGCCGAGGUCGUCCUACGUCAUCGCGUAGCUCGCUCUCCCUUCAGUGCCAAGUUGCCAGGGACGGGGCUUGUGACUGAGAGAAUUUACGGCCCACAAGUCGCGGAGAAAAGAACAUGCGCCUCCUAUUUCGCUCUCGACCCUACCUCCCUUCUCCCUCUCCCCCUCCGCCCUCCCCCCGUUGCGCGCCGUCGCGUUGCAACUUGGUCGCACGAGCGUGAGUGCUUCGGACCGAGAAGACCGAGUGUUACCGGAAGCAAAAGAAAGGAAGGCCGGAAGGAAGAGGAGAGACGAGAAACAUCGCGUUGAAGGGAUCAGCCGAGGUCGGAGAAUCUCCGCGCGGCUUACGCGCGAGGCACGCGUUUCUAAUUCAAUUCGAUCCGACAGGAAAUCAGAAUUCUAUAUAAAAGAAGAAACUGUACAAAGGUUGUUUUUUAAUCGGGAUGUGAGCAGGAUGUAUGUAUAAAAUUAUGUUUUCAUACGUUUUAUUUUAUUCGUAAUACGUUUAUUUGUUUUACGAUCACGCGUAUUUAUUUUAUCGAGUUUCCUCAAGUUCUCAUUAGCUGACUCGCUGAUGCCAGUCGCUGCUGAUUCGUUUGUUACUUCAAGCAGGAUGUGGAUCUAUAAAAACACAUUUAUCUUGCAGUUGAUUAUUAAGUUCCGCGAAUUAUACAAUAAUUUUCUUUUGAGAGAAUAUAUUGCAAUGUACACCUUGUUUAAUGAAUAACAUUAAUAAUUGAUUUAUUGAAUACACUCGAAUAAUAAAUUUUUAAGAUUUUUAAGAUUUCUGUAUACGGUCGCAACGACUAAAGAAAAAAUCUUUUCGUCAUUUUUAGCGAGCUAUUCAUCUUAAAAUGGCAUUGGCUUGAUCUUAAAAAUUCGUUAUAAUAAAUAUAUUGCAUAAAAUUAUAGGCAUAUCUCGCGUUGACUGUAUUGCAAUAUUUUAUUCAUAUCGUUAUUUGAAAAAAAAAAAAAAAAAAGAUUACAAAUUUUGGCUAUAAGAGCUCGAUUUUAUUCGAUGCAAGUGGGAUACCUUCCGGACUCGCGAACGGACGUUAUGUAUACAUACAUAGUGCGAUGUUGGUUAUCGAAUGGCCUAUCGUGUUACUUUGAAAAGAACGAGGACAGGAGUGCUCUUUCUCUCCGGAUUUUCGCGAAACUUUCCCCGUGUGUGUCCCCCGAAGGACAACUCGAAGAAACGCGCAAAAACACAGCGCUAACAUACGUGCGCCGGUAUAAAUAGACAAAGUAAAGAUAUUUUGACAUUGUGAAGAGACGAAAGAAAGAGCGUACAUACCCAACACUUACACACAUACACACACACAUACACACAGGCGAAUGUGUAAUAUAUUAUAUAUAAUAUAUAUAUAUAUAUACAAAUCACUGACGAGGCGACGCUACUUAUAGAGACUAGAUUAUUUUAAAUCGUCAACGAAAAGCAAUCGUUUCGUAGAUAAUUGUAGGCUAUAUGCGUGCAGCUCUAGUACGGAAAAUAGCGGAGGAUAUUGCGUGGCAGCGUUGAAAAUUGACGAUCCCCGCCGAUCCGCUGUCGAUUCCCUUGCGUUCUUAAUCGGAUGUGCGUGAGCAUAGGUGAGCUUGAUGUGCGUAAUCACUUUGUCUCGUCAUCUUAUUCUGUCGCGAGAGUAUAACAUCCUUCAUCGCAGCGUGCAAAUUCUUGAUAUAACAUCUAAAGGUCUUUUUCCUAUGAAAGUGAGAUUUGUCAGGAUCUGCCUUCGAGUAUCGCGUUUAAAUGAAAUUAUAAGGAAAUUUGGAAAUUAUAAGGAAUUUUGGGAAAAUCCUUUACCUUUUAAUCCUUGCGUCUUACGCGGAUACAAAUAAAUCAAAAAGCAAUGGAACGAAAUUAAAGCAGAUUGUAUAAUUAUACAGCACGUAUGCAUUAAUUUCCAAUUUUAAAGAUAAAAAUUGCUUGUCAAUUUAAUUCGUUACAGUGAAUUCCAGCUUCAUUUAAAGAACUGUGUCUUAAGACCGACAAAAAGUGCGGUGCGCAAUUUAUGUGUGGCUGGAUAUUGUAACAAUAAAAAAAUUAUUAUACGCACCAACAUCGGCUCGCAUUGGCAUUAUUUGAUUAUUUCUGACUUAAAGAUAAAAAAUUGUAUAGAUAAGUUUUAAAAAGAACUUUUAUCUGCAAAAUUGUAAUAAGCGAUUUCCCAAAGUUCUACGUAAUUAUAUGUAUAUAUAGAAAUACAACUUGCAUAUUUAUAUAUGCGAGCAGGUCCUGAUUCGUCUUACACCUUAAACUGAAUGUCCGCUCCAGUGUUUUACUGUCAAAAACGACAAAAUUUUCCUGUCGACAGCAAAAAUUCCCGAAGAAAAUUGUCCGACAACUGUCUUUCUCUCUCUCUCUCUCUCUCUCUCUCUCUCUCUCUCUCUCUCCUCCUCAUAAUUAUAAAAUUGUACAGUUGACAUUGUUCUCGAGAAGAAUGUCUUCUUAACUCUCGAAUGGACACGCAGCCUCACUGUCAGCCAUUUUUCCUAAAAGUGCCUACGCUGUCUUACACCCUUUCGUGUCAUUCGAUUCGCUCGAAAUCCGCCCUAAGCUGAACGAAAAUGGGGUGGCGCGAGGAAAAAGGUGAAACAGAAGCUAAAAGUAAAUUAAUGAAUCUCACGCCGAUCUUCGCGUCGGUGCACGGCGGCGCUCUCCUGUCCGCGAGACCUGUUCGUGUCCCUCGGAGUCGUUGACGCGUGGAUUCGCGGAAAUUCUCGAGAAAGACAGAUUUGUCAGUUCGAAGGUGCUUUCCGGACGUUUGAUGAAAAGGGAAAGUGUCGUCGACCGUAGUACAGACGGCUCUAGGAAAUUAGAGUGGUAACUGUGCGAGACGCGACGUACAUACAGCUGUUAAUAAAUGAGUAACGGAGGUCCGUGAGAUUUCGGGUUUUCCCAGGUGAGCGAUAAACAAAACCUCCUUCCUAGUCUAUUAUUAGCGUUAUCAGGGAAAACGCGCGCGUUUCGGCACGUGGAGCCUCGCUGUACUUCCGCGGCUCACUAAUAAGCCGACGGGGGCCGACGAGUUUAGUUCGAAUCAAAAUUUAAUUCGCUUAAAUUGGAUAAUGUAAGCGAAGAUUUAUCCGUGCAAAGAAGGUCACGUUUCGUUUUUGACGACGAAGCUUUGUUCGUUUUGGAGCAGGAGAGCGCCGCGAGCGACAAGCUAACUGUAUAAAUAAACGGAUGUCAAUUGCAAUAUGUAAUUCUAGUUGUUAAUUAAGGAUACCCGCUCGUUGGGCAAAUCCGUGUAAAAAGGAAGAGGAGGAAAUUUAAAACGGAAAAACACAUGGACGAAGGUUCGGAUUGAAAUGCGGAAAAUUGAUAUGCUACUUUUUAAUCCAAAUCUGGAUGAUCCCGUUCUACGAGCAAUCUUUGAGAGUGAAAUCCGAUGGACAUCAGAUAAGUAAACAAAUAAAAAAUCUCUUGCGAUGCCACGUUCAAUUUGUUGUACUCUCCAAGGGCUACUCUCCUGACAGCAAAAUUCAUACAACUGAAUAACUAAUGAAUUACGUUAUUCAAGAGUUUGUGCUUGACAGAGCUACUUUUCAAUUCCAGACAUUCUCCGAGAAGCGUAAAAUAACGAGACUGGGAUUUCUGCUUGCGAGUCUCGAUCGUUGUAAUAAGAACCGCGCUUCGGAGAGUAAAACUUUCGAGUAGACGCUCGGUCUAAAAAUGCGACAAGUUUGAGGAGCAAGGAUGGACAAUUGUUUGACACAAGGGAUAGAACGGAAUAAAUACUGCGUGAGUUCAAAACUCGUCGGAACGUGGCACAGCAGCUCUGGCGCGAUACACUUUUCAGAACUUUCCUGAUAAAAUUAAGUUUAUUAUAGACGAUAACAGCAGCUGUAUAUAGGAGGAAGGAGGAAGGUUCAACUGUAAUGUUAAAAUUGUUAAACGUUAGCGGAUUAUAUGAUCUUUGCGCAACGACUGAAGGCAGGCAGUAUGCAGGACGAGUCCAAGAGCUGUAGAGAGGUAACAUAUACGUUUUCAAUAAUUUAGACCUAGUUGAUAACGUGAUUAUCGGCGACGAAUUUGGUAUCAGGCUGUUAUAAUUGAUAACAGCAACUUAGCUCUCUUUAAUUUGGGGAAUCGCUCAGCCGAGACCUUAAUUAAUUCCAAAUCGGAAUAGCUAAUAGAUCUUGUAGACGAUCUUUUGCGUUGAAUUGUUUAGUAAUCAUGAAAAUACUCCGAGAUUCUUUUGAGAAUACGUAAUUCUAUUGCAUUGUACGUUAUUUUGAAAAACGUGCGAGAUGUAGUUGCGCGCAGAUAUGAAAAAAAAAUCAAAGUUAUCUCUCUUUAUGAUAUUCGUAUUAUCGAUAAGAUUUUCGUAUCAUCAGUUGACACAUUGUUGCAAGCCGCGUUUCGUCCUUAUUACAAAUUGAUCUUAAUGUAAUGUUUCACGCGUGCGAAACUGCAAACGCGACAGCAAUUCUCUUGACUUAAGAUUGCGUACAUCGCGCGUUUACCAAUCAACUCGUCUCGUUCGUCGCACACGACUGCAAAAAAUCCCAAAUUCGUUUCCUCGUUAAAGAGCCGUAAAAAUUCGUAACACUCUUCUGGCGCGCGCAAAUCGGUGUGAUCGGUAUACUUAAUGCUGAACACGGCUACACGUCAAUUGUUACUGUAAUUACUUCGAUAUCGCUGCCGAAAUAUGCGGAUCUUCUCAUGUAAAUGUACAACAUCUAGCCUACUGCGUUACUUUUUAAAUAGUCGAGGUUAUUGAGGUUCUCGGGAUUAAUUUGUUAGAUUAUUUAUUUGAUAAUUAUAACGGGUAAGAGAGUAAUUUAUUCGCUGUAGCUGCUACCGUAAGUAAAAACUUCACCAAACUGAAUACCUUUGUACGGACGCGACCGCAGGAAUAAUUUAACAGAGGGCUAAAUACAUACGUUGUGUACAAAUGUGACGGUGGAUGAUGGGUGUAAAUGCAAUGUUAGUUAAAAAAAAAAAAGAAAAAAACGGCCGACAUGACGACGAGAAUGGAGCUAUGCGCUAAUCAAAACGAAAUAACGAUGAUAAUCUUUCUACAAUCUCCAUUCGUAUGUACACUUUUUGUACGCUUGCAAAUUGUAGCGAACAGUUGUAUAGUCGUAUGAGGGGUGCGUUUUUUUUUCCUGGUCUGUUAGUCUUUGAAAUUUUGUAUCGCAUGCAUGAAUAAACAGAACAUUUCAUUGCAAA